CUGUCGAAGCCGUUUAAUUAGACUCGUUACGGUAAGCCAUAAUGGCUUUCACUCUUGGUACAUUGUUUGAGGCUGCUUUACUUGUCAUCAAUGCUAUAGCAAUACUCAAUGAGAAAUAUUUCCUUAAGAAAGUUGGCUGGAGCACUGAUAAUAGGAACGAGGGGUUUGGUGAUCAGUCAAGCAUCAAGUCGCAAUUAAUAUCAUUAAUAACAGCUGUACAGACUUUAUUAAGAAUACCAUUGAUAGCUGUAAACAUCCUGGUGAUACUAUAUGAACUCAUUCUAGGAUAAUGAAUAAAGAUGAUAAUUCAUGAUCACACUGUGCAAUGUAUAUUCUCUGUUUUUCUUUCUCUCUCUCUCUAAUGAUUAUUAAAUUUUAUAAUUGUUGAUACUAGCAGUUUAUGCUUGA
Molecule: messenger RNA, 408 nt
Organism: Amphimedon queenslandica
Lineage: Eukaryota; Metazoa; Porifera; Demospongiae; Haplosclerida; Niphatidae
Product: immediate early response 3-interacting protein 1-like
Exons: 3
Coding region: 42-290 (82 amino acids)
Biological process (GO): endoplasmic reticulum to Golgi vesicle-mediated transport
Cellular component (GO): COPII-coated ER to Golgi transport vesicle; Golgi membrane; endoplasmic reticulum membrane
Source: RefSeq, a predicted model, not a curated record